This is a messenger RNA of Aspergillus tanneri, 903 nucleotides long. Its product is annotated as putative cyclin. Gene Ontology annotation, biological process: regulation of transcription by RNA polymerase II. Gene Ontology annotation, cellular component: nucleus. Gene Ontology annotation, molecular function: cyclin-dependent protein serine/threonine kinase regulator activity. The record is from RefSeq and is a predicted model, not a curated record. The transcript has 2 exons. NCBI's taxonomy places the organism in Eukaryota, Fungi, Ascomycota, Eurotiomycetes, Eurotiales, Aspergillaceae. Bases 1 to 903 code for a protein of 300 amino acids.
AUGGCACCCCCGGCCACCGAGGGAUUGAAGUUCUUGUCCAAUGCUCUCGCAACACCAGAACAGCUAUCUAGUUCAUCGUCAUCCAUCGAUGGCGUUCCCCCAGACCUAGAGGCAUCUAUUCGUUUCGCAGGAGCCCAGCUCACGCAAGCUGCGGGGAUAUUGUUACGGUUGUCGCAGGAUAUCAUAGCGCAGGCCAUCGUCACCUUUACUCGUUUCUGGAUUGGUCCUGAAGGUGGGAGCUUGCGGCUUUACUCUGUGAAGGAUGUGUCUGCCGCGGCGCUGUACAUGACAGCGAAGUUAUCCUUCCAACCCACCUCUCCCCGGUCAAUCUUGAACGUAUAUACCUUCCUUCUGUCCAAAGAUGCAUCUCCGCUUUGGUUUGUUAACCCGAAUGGAUCGCCUGAGAAACCGGCCCCAGAAACGUACUACCUCUCCGAAGGUGGUUACCAAAGCCAGCGAUUGGUUCUUAUGCGCAUUGAAUCAAUCAUCUUGCGCACAUUGGGCUUCGAUACCCAUGUGGCUCUCCCUCAGACGAUCGCCUUAACAUACCUUCAGACUCUUGGUGUAUCAUCCUCGGCUGUUGCCCAACGAGUCAUUGAGCAUCUCAACGCAUCACUUCUGUCGCCGCAAUUACUAUAUAUCACGCACCAACCAAACGCACUUGCGGUGUCAUCAAUCUACCUGGCCGCCCGGGAGGUAGGAGUUAAGCUCGUCGAUGGAGAAUGGUGGGAGGUCUUCGAUGUGGACCGAGAAGAGCUUGGGUUCUUAGUCGUGGCCAUGAGAAGCAUGGAGGGAUUUGUGCGGGCAGAAAAGGAGAAGUGGAAAUCUCGAACGAUUCCUAUGGUUCUGGACGAUACCGAAGCAGAGAUCGAAAGAAGAAGAAUGAUGGAAGAGGGCGAGUGA